AUGGCUCCCCGUAGAAAACGCCAGCGCCUUUCACUCGACGGCGCAGAGGCCGUCACCGCCACCGCUGACGUCGAGCAACCCUCCGGUGCUUCUGCUGCGGCGGCCAAGGAAGUCGCGCGCAGACAACUUUUCGUUCGCGCACUUGCGCCCACCGUCACCAGCGAAGACCUGACCGAAUACUUUUCAGAGUCGUACCCAAUCAAGAAUGCGCUUGUAGUCCUGGACAAAGAGACGCGCGAGUCAAAAGGCUAUGGUUUCGUUACAUUCGCCGAUGUCGAGGAUGCGCAAAGAGCAAAGGAGGAAUUGAACAACACAGAGAUCAAGGGCAAGAAGAUCAAGGUAGACUUUGCUGAAGCCAGGCAUCGUGACGGCGACGAGAAGCGUCCCAAUGCCGCCAAGGCAGAGCGCGAGCAGCAGGCCAAGGAAGCGCAGACUCCAAAACUCAUCGUACGAAACCUGCCGUGGAGCGUAAAGACACAAGAAGAUUUGGAGAAGCUAUUCAGGAGUUAUGGCAAGGUCAACUUUGCCACUCUGCCCAAAAAGCCCAGUGGUGAGCUGAGGGGGUUUGGUUUCGUUGCGCUACGAGGAAAGAAGAAUGCGGAGAAGGCGAUACAGGAGCUGAAUGGCAAGGAGAUCAAUGGCAGGCCCAUUGCUGUUGAUUGGGCUGUCGACAAGGACACUUGGCUGAACCUGCAAAAGACCGAGCAAGGAGACGACGCCAAAGCAGACGAGGACGAAGAGAUGGAGGACGCUGAGAGCUCCGUAGUCAGUUCUGACGAGGAUGAAGACGACGACGACGACUCCGGCGACAGCGAAGACGAAGACUCAGAAGUGGACAGCGAAGAUGACGACGAGGACGACGAAGACAUUUCAGAAAAUGAUGAGGAAGGUGGUUUUGAGCUGGAGCAGCAGGACAAUCGACCAAAACGCGAGGAAUACACAGUCUUCGUACGCAAUGUGCCAUUCACAGUGGACGAUGAAGGUCUGAAAGAGCACUUUGAGCAGUUUGGAGGCAUAAGAUAUGCACGCGUUGUCAUGGAUCGCGAAACUGAACGUCCAAAGGGCACUGCUUUCGUCGCAUUCUUCACGGAAGAGGACAUGAUCAACUGCUUAAAGGGUGUCCCCCGUGUCAAGUUGCAAAAGAAGGACCUGAACAAGCAAGACGGCUCCACCAUUACCGUCACACAUUCCGUACUCGAAGAUGAAAACGCCGACCCAACAGGCAAAUACACCAUCGACGGUCGCAUCUUGCAAAUCUCCCGUGCGGUGGACAAGAACGAAGCAAGCCGUCUCACUGCCGAAGGCGCAGCCUCUCGCUACAACCGCGACAAGGACAAGCGACGCCUUUACCUCCUCUCAGAAGGAACUAUUAGUUCCAACUCGCCAUUGUAUCAAAAGCUUUCGCCAUCUGAAAUUAAGAUGCGUGAGGAGAGUGCUACACUGCGUCGUAAGCAAAUCCAAGAAAACCCCUCGCUUCAUCUAUCCCUCACCCGUCUCUCGAUCCGGAAUAUACCCCGCAGUAUCACUUCAAAAGACCUUAAGCAGCUCGCUCGUAAUGCUGUUGUUGGCUUCGCUGCCGAUGUCAAGGCCGGUAAGCGACAAAAACUUAGCAAAGAAGAGGUCAUACGUGGGGGUCAAGAGAUGCUGGUAGCCGACAAGAUGCGCAAGAAGAAGGGCAAGGGUAUCGUUAAGCAAGCCAAGGUUGUCUUCGAGACACCCGCGGGCAGCAAGGUCUCUGAAGAAACCGGUGCUGGACGUAGUAGAGGAUACGGUUUCAUCGAGUACUACACGCACCGAAACGCCCUAAUGGGUCUACGAUGGCUCAAUGGACACGCUGUGGAUUACAAGAUCAAGGCAGACCCCACACCAAAAAGCAAGAAGAAGGCGCAAGAAGCGCUGGAAGACAAGCGGAAACGACUCAUUGUAGAAUUCGCCAUUGAGAACGCGAAUGUCGUCAACAGACGCUCAGAGCGUGAGGGAAAGACACGCGAGCCAUCUAAGCCGAAAACCGGCGAGGCUGAAGACGAAGAGGCCCAGCCGGGCGCGGCCAAGGGCAAGAAGCGCAAGCGAGAAUCGAGCGCCGUAGACAAGAAGAGCAAGGGCAAGGUCAGCGGGAAAGCGAAGCAAGGUUCGGGUGCGGAUGCGGGAACUGGUCCCGCUGCAAGCAAGAGCAAAGAUGAGAAGCUCGCACAGAGAACCAGGAUCAUCGCGAAGAAGAGACAGGCGCGAAAGGCCAAGAGGUCUGGAAAA
Molecule: messenger RNA, 2250 nt
Organism: Exserohilum turcica Et28A
Lineage: Eukaryota; Fungi; Ascomycota; Dothideomycetes; Pleosporales; Pleosporaceae
Exons: 1
Molecular function (GO): RNA binding
Source: RefSeq, a predicted model, not a curated record